CGACAACCUAACCUGCACCAGUAUAUAAUAACAACCUAACACCUUUUCCAUUCCACCCCCGGAAUAACGCAAUCUUCUACUCCGCCCUAGCCUACCCUAUCUGCUUACCCGCAAUCCCCGACCCUCUGCGGCAUGCCUGGGAAGCUGCUGUCUGACUCGUUUACUUCACUCGCCAUGUCUUCCUCGACCUCGACACCUAGUGUCACAACCGUCGCCGCCGCAUCUGCUCCCGCAGUCACCCCUUCCUCACCGUCACCCACCACAAACCUGCCUAAUACCACAACAACUGCUGCACAACCACCACCACCACCACUACCACCGCUUCCCACACUACCCUCUCCUACUUUGGAGCUCGCGGCUACCCUUGCUAUUGACACCCAGACAAAUACAGACAAUUUGGAGACUUCAACCUCAAAUAUGUCGGUUCAAGAUCAUGACAGGGACGCUACUGUAGAUUCAAUUUCGCAGAGAGUCUCGCUAACGUUACAAGAACAUGCACAACAUGCACAACAGUCGAUUAAACAGCAGCAGGAUUUGCAGCAGUUACAACAGGUGGCUCUGCAACAGCAGCAAUCUCAGAAUCAAUCAUCUCCUCAACUCGAAGCACAACCGCCACCACCGCCUCAGCAGCGGCAGCAACAGCAACAGGUCCAGCAGCAGCAGCGGCGGCGGCAGAUCCAGCAGCAGCAGGCCCAGCAGCAGCAGCAGGAGGCAUCACCAGGUCCUAGCGGUGGCCAAGUUUGCAGCAAUUGCCGCACUACACGUACACCUCUUUGGCGCCGUGCACCGGAUGGCCAAACUAUUUGCAACGCCUGCGGGCUGUAUCUGAAGGCUAGAAAUCAAUCACGCCCUACAAAUCUAAAAAGACCUCCUCACGGUUCUACUAUAGGCUCUCUUCAGUCUUCAUUGGGGGCCACUUAUGUUGCUGCCGACCAGGUCGCUUCGGGAACCUGUCCGGGUGGGGGUAGAUGCAAUGGGACUGGAGGAGCGGAGGGAUGCAAUGGGUGUCCUGCUUUCAACAAUAGAGUCAGCAAAGCAGCGCAGUUUACUGUAGCAACCUCGGCAAAUGGAAAUACGAUUCCCAUGGACCCGGCGCUCACCAGCCAAGACUCUGCUUCUCCGUGUCCUUCUGCUUCGGCUACGGUUGUUAGGACAGGCUCCCCCACGAAUACUACGGUUGUCGUGGCAUGCCAGAAUUGCGGGACAACCAUCACACCGUUAUGGCGCAGGGAUGAGAGUGGUCAUACAAUUUGCAAUGCGUGCGGCCUUUACCAUAAACUCCAUGGCGUGCAUAGGCCAGAGGCUAUGAAAAAGAGUGUCAUUAAACGACGAAAACGAGUCGUUGCUCCGACAAAUGGAAACAACAAUACUAGUCCCGCCCCCGCUCCUGCAGCUAUCCCAGGAAAUGAAUUUCGCCAACAGCUGUCGGCACAAACUCCGACACCUGCCGGCAGGGCAGACUCGUUCUCAGCAGUCCAGCCGCAGGGACAGCAUGACCUACAGCCGACUAAUGUAUCGGACGAUGACACGGUUAUGAGUGACGCGAACGGGAAUUCCUUGAGGCAGCUGCAACAUCCCGAUCCUGAGCAGAGACAAUACCCCCCACUUGUGGACUUUACAGGGGCUUUCCGUGAAGCCAGAACUGAUAAUAACCCAGUGUCUACCACCGAAGUGGAUUCGAAUCAGACAUCCAUUCCCUCCGGUCUCUCCGGUUCUCCUUCUGCCGCCCUCGCCCAAUUAUCCGCUGACACCCCUUCACAACCACGCAAACGCUCUCUAUCAGUUGCGGAAGCUGACGGUGAUAAUCAACGCACUCAUUCCAUCAAUUCGAUAUUAAACCCUCACGGUCAAAUGAGUAACGUACCCAUCGAACCUAGCCUCCUUGCUCUCGGUGUGGACGGCAACGAAACCAUUCUCACCGCGGAGCAAAAGAGACAGAUGCUCCUCCAACGCAAGGACUACCUCGAGCGCGAGAGCAAGCGUAUCAAGGCAGAGAUGGAGGAGUGCGACAAGGAAUUGGAGAGGUUGGCAACUACAGCGUCUGUCACCCCAGGAGAUGAUGAAGUUGUGAUCAUGGCAAACGGAAUUUCCACCGCCGGCGGAUUCUAGCGGUAUCCGCCCUUGGGAUUAGAAAUUUAUUAUACCUAGUUCACUUCUUCCGCACCUUCUUUGUUGCUUUCGGAAACACACAUUAGCGGGGUAGUAUCGAAACGGUAAUGGCGAGAUGUAUCAUUCGAUGUUGUGGGGCAUGGAAGUUAGGCUACCAAGGAGGUUUCAUUUUCAAUCAAAGGGAUGGGAUUUAGGUGGAUAGCCUCGGAAGCUUUGGCAUGUUUCGGUCUUUUCCUUGCUUUUCUAUCAACGAUUCCUUUUGGGUUCUGGUAUGCUUAU
Molecule: messenger RNA, 2388 nt
Organism: Tuber melanosporum (Perigord truffle)
Lineage: Eukaryota; Fungi; Ascomycota; Pezizomycetes; Pezizales; Tuberaceae
Exons: 4
Coding region: 133-2109 (658 amino acids)
Biological process (GO): positive regulation of transcription by RNA polymerase II; negative regulation of transcription by RNA polymerase II
Molecular function (GO): RNA polymerase II cis-regulatory region sequence-specific DNA binding; DNA-binding transcription factor activity, RNA polymerase II-specific; zinc ion binding
Source: RefSeq, a predicted model, not a curated record